AUGCUCGCGGUUUGGAUCGGAGGAUGUGUUUAUAGACGGCGGCGUGGAGAUCGUGGGGUCCUCACGGAUUGCGCGGUGCUUGGGGUUUUGUAUGCCUGGUUGGCGAGAGAGAAAUUGGUUGCGACUGUGUUGAAGAGUUGGAAUGAUUGGAGGGGCUGGGCUGAAGGGUUGCCUGGUACAUAUGCCGUUUUCAGCGUCGCAAUACCGCUAGCUAUCCUCGCGAUUUCUCUAUGGCGCAGUCUUCGCAGCAACGAGGAUCCAAUUGCGAACACGCCUGAUAUCAGUCGAUGGAGAUCUGAUGUGGAAACGCCAAAGCCAAAGAUCUUCCCGUGCCAAACGUCGCAUGCUCGAAUCUUUCCGAAGCGUCAUGCUUUCGCAUACUCAUACCUUCAGUGCGGAUUUCCCAUCGUUCCAAGCGGAGCUAAAUACCAGGGGAUAGAGUUCGCAAGCGGAGAUGACCAGACUUUGGGUAAAUGGUGGUUGCGGAUAAGAGCGGAGGAUUAUCUGGAACGAGGUGGCGGCGCGUCCGGAUUCUACUGGAAACUGAGGUCGUACUUGCGGGCUCAGCAUGUUGAAGAUGCGGAAUGGGAGUAUGCCUACCUGGUGACGGCACCGCGCUUCUUGGGCUACGCAUUCAAUCCGGUUUCGUUCUGGUAUAUCUACGAUCGCGAACAUCAGCUUGUGAAGAUGAUACUCGAAGUCAACAACACAUUCGGAGAAAGACGCAUGUAUCUGCUUGACGGCUCGAGUCCUGCCAGUCCGCCGCGCACAUCUGAUUCUGAACAAACGUCUGGAUCCGAAGAACACGGACCGCAGAUACCUAUUCGGGCGAAGUCGAAAUUUACCGAUGUAUGGAUGAAAGAUUUCCAUGUUUCGCCGUUCAACUCUCGAAAAGGUUCGUAUACGCUGAAGGCCCAAAACCCAUUCCCUUCUGUGCAUUACGAGAACCCUCUGAUCGACAAUACGAUUACCCUCAAAUCUUCGAAGGACCAUGGGAAGCUUGUAGCUCGUCUCUUCUCUACUGAGAAGGCCAUUGACCCGGAUCAAUUGGGUUUUCUCGGAACUCUGCGGUUCAUCCUGAGCUGGUGGUGGGUAGGCUUCGUAACGUUCCCGCGCAUCGUCAGAGAAGCUGGCAAGAUCUUUUUCAAGAGGAAGUUGCACGUGUGGUUCCGGCCGGAGGUGCUAACGUCGAGCGUUGGUCGGUCUCCCACUUCCGCUGAGAUAACACUCUACAAAGUAUUCAGAAACUACCUACACGUACUCGUAAACCAAACCGAAGUAGACUUUUGCAUCACGUUCAAGGCGUCGGUUCCCAACAUCCCCACCGAUAAGAUCGCUACGACACACGUCCCUGGUCGAAACCGGCCAUACAAGAACAUGGAGAUCCGUGUGCUUACGCCAGCUUUCUACUCGCGACUCAUCCACUACACGUACAUAUCCGAGGCUAUCGAUCGCGAAUGCAUCUUCACCGACGAACGGAACAGGACAUUAUGGCUGUGCCGUCCCCAGCUCCUACCUCUGCUACUCUCAGAACGCUCGUCGAUACGCCUCAAAGACGAGAACACGCCACCAGUCCGAAGAAGCUAUCUCGAUGAGCUGAGAUGGUGGUUGCUCAAGAAGUUAAGAUGA
Alternaria incomplexa is the source of this 1629-nucleotide messenger RNA. RefSeq lists its product as uncharacterized. The transcript has 3 exons. The coding region runs from base 1 to 1629 and encodes 542 amino acids. The record is from RefSeq and is a predicted model, not a curated record. NCBI's taxonomy places the organism in Eukaryota, Fungi, Ascomycota, Dothideomycetes, Pleosporales, Pleosporaceae.